Messenger RNA from Rhodofomes roseus, 1188 nucleotides. RefSeq names its product DHS-like NAD/FAD-binding domain-containing protein. Bases 252 to 1115 code for a protein of 287 amino acids. The transcript is spliced from 4 exons. The record is from RefSeq and is a predicted model, not a curated record. Gene Ontology annotation, molecular function: protein-malonyllysine demalonylase activity; protein-succinyllysine desuccinylase activity; NAD+ binding. Lineage: Eukaryota; Fungi; Basidiomycota; Agaricomycetes; Polyporales; Fomitopsidaceae.
AUUCCUUGUUCAAACAUUGUGAUAUUCUUCUUCUCAGCUCGAAGUCAGAGUCAGGGCAACUUCCCACGUCAAGUACACACUGGCAGUGGCAGUAGUAAGUACACAACGUCCAGUGGCACUGAUGUGCUUCAAGGAGCAUCAGAUCCAGCUCCUCCAGCAUCUUACGUAGGCCCAACAAUCCAGUACCCUCUAGGUACUCUUACGUACUGCAGCUCGCGCUCUCCCUCACUGUGAAUCGUAGGACCAUCACCAUGCCACCAUCGUCCGACUAUACAGCCUUUCGUGCCAUCCUACGUCAGAGCGAACAUAUCGUCGCCAUAGCGGGCGCAGGUCUCUCAGCGGCUUCCGGCAUCCCGACCUUCAGAGGAUCAGGAGGGCUGUGGCGCUCGCACGACGCCGCGAGUCUUGCUACGCCUCGCGCUUUCACCGAGAACCCCAGCAGGGUGUGGCAGUUCUACCACAUGCGCAGAGAGAAAGCUCGCAAGGUCGAGCCUAACGCGGCACAUACGGCGCUCGCCGUGCUCGCCGUGCCCGAGCAUCUCCGAACCAUCGCGCCGGACGCCAAGUUCACCCUCAUCACGCAGAACGUAGAUGGCCUGAGCCGAGCUGCGCUCUCGAGGACCCCCGGAGCGGACGAAAGGACCGCGCCCAUAUUCGAGAUGCACGGCCGCCUGUUCCAGACGAUCUGCACGUCCUGCGGCGACAGCAGGAUGAACACGAACAGUCCUAUCUGCCCCGCUCUCGCCGGGACAGAGGCGAUUGUCGAGAGGCACGAGACGGAGCCGGAUAUACCGCUCGACGAGCUGCCUCUGUGUACACGAUGUAGCGGACUGUUGCGACCCGGCGUGGUGUGGUUCGGAGAGACUCCCCACUAUCUGCGCGAGAUCCAGGAAAUUGUCGAGAAGGCCGACUUGGGGCUGAUCGUGGGCACUUCAUCGACGGUCUACCCGGCUGCGGGUUACGCCGCAGAUAUCCGGGAGCAUGGCGGGAAGACAGCAGUCUUCAAUCUACAAGACAGCGAGGGCGACCAAGAUGCUGACUUUCUUUUCUUGGGGCCUUGCGAAGAGACGUUACCGAGGGCUCUGUUUGCAUACGGCGAACAGGCGAACCCAUAGGUACGAGAAAUACAGUGUGCAUUUGAUUAAUUCAUAGUCCAACCUCCCCGUCACUUCCGAGCGCGUGUCCAAG